AUGGAAGCAUACAAAAGAUUUGUGAUAUUGGCGCUGGUCCUGGUUGUAGCGGUGGUGGCAAAUGGGCAGGGCAGCAUAUGCCGCAUGACCCAAGAUGGGUUGACAGCCUGCAAGCCAUCCGUGAGUGGGCAGAGCCCACUCCCUCCUUCGCCCGCUUGCUGUGCGGCCAUUUCCAAGGCAGACUUGCCAUGUCUCUGCUCCUUCAAGAACUCCGCACUCUUGCCCUACCUGGGAAUAGACCCGAACAUGGCCACGCAGCUCCCGGCCAAGUGCAAUAUCGUCACCUCAACCCACUGCUGA
Messenger RNA from Vitis riparia (riverbank grape), 300 nucleotides. Its product is annotated as putative lipid-transfer protein DIR1. The record is from RefSeq and is a predicted model, not a curated record. Gene Ontology annotation, molecular function: fatty acid binding. NCBI's taxonomy places the organism in Eukaryota, Viridiplantae, Streptophyta, Magnoliopsida, Vitales, Vitaceae. Gene Ontology annotation, biological process: systemic acquired resistance. The coding region runs from base 1 to 300 and encodes 99 amino acids. The transcript has a single exon.